GCGCUCAGGUGACCCGUGCUUCUGCUGCCGACCUCAUCCAUUCAAGGCAUCCAUUCCAGCAUCCGGGAUGAAGAGAAAGGCGGCACGCACGGCGAGGCAAGCGGCUGAGCAGCAGCCAUCCGCAUCCGCAUCAGCUGCACAGCAGUCACGCCUGACAGCGUGUCCCGACGGCGUUGUCUUGAUGGUCUGCGGAUUCCUGGGCGCCGAUGUGGCCGCCUUCCGCCUGACCUGCCAGCGCAACAAGGGGCUCAUCACGGUCACAUUCCUCACUCAUCGCGUCAACGGCAUUCUGCGGGCCAACCACAUGGACGGAGUGCUGCGUGUCCAGCCGCCCAAUGAGGGCCGACGGCUGCGUCGACAUCUGGGCCAGCUGACCUUUGUGUUGGGGCUCAUCUAUGUGCUGGAGAACGGCGGCCUGUGGGAGCGGUGGGCGCCUCUGUUUUGGCUGGGCAGGAGCCACGGCCGCAUCAGCACACUGCCGGCGACGCUGUCGAGUGACGACCUGCAGAAGGUUGGCGGCAAGGCGGUCUUCAAUGGGCGAUGUGAGGCGGUCCGGCAGUGGUCACUGUUCGGGCCACAAGUUCAACGAGCAAAACGACGCUGAGAUGACGCUGUGGCGCACCCGGCACGGCCGCGAGCAGAUGGGGUCAUUCAGCCUGACCGUGUACACGGAGCAGACACUGCCGGCCAACCACCCCUUCCCAUUUGACGAUAGAAACCCUCCGGGUGGGCGGGUCAGGGGAGAGGGAUAGUUGUGCCGUCUCAUCUGUCUGUCUGUCUUUUCUUGCGUUUUGCAGUCCGCAUGAGAGACGUCCUCUCGGCCUCGUUUCGGGAUGCUGUGGUCAGAUGGUAAGUAAGGACAGAGACCAGCGAAAAGAAGACAAAGACAACACCCGGCUGCGGUUGGUUUGACUGAUUGAUUGGUCAGUAUGCGUGACUGCCGUGCGACACGAUACGUCACGACCAAAUUUGCCCUGCCGGGGCAUCAAGACCGAAGUGUUAGUCACCAGAUUGAUUCCACAGGCCUACAUGAAAUUGCCCUGUCUCUCUUCAUCUGUGUGUGAAUGUGUGCUUGGUUCAGAGAGAGCUGGUGACGCAGGCGCCGCCCAUUUGGGGCUGCACUAUAGCCUCGUCCCAUGUGAUGCCGCCCGGCGGACCUCGUCAGCGCGUCGUUGUGGUCUGUGGCGACCAGCCGGGAGACACGUUUGCCGCCCACAUCUACUUGUAUCUGCACGGUGCGACGGCGAGCACCGCCCUGUUCACCACAGAGAGGGCACAGGGCGGGGUGCGGAAGCCCAUGACUGUGGCGAGGGUGCGGCAGCGGCUGGGCAAUGACGACAUGCAGGCGAUCUUUGAAGACUCGCUGAACCAAUUUGCGUGAAUGAGAGGGGUGGUGCAUGGAAUGAAUGAAUGAAGGGUGCUUGGGUGGUCAAGGACGUGGCUCUUGGGGAUUUUCACG
Messenger RNA from Vitrella brassicaformis, 1459 nucleotides. NCBI's taxonomy places the organism in Eukaryota, Vitrellaceae. The record is from the annotation of a GenBank genome assembly.